AUGGAAAUGGAUAUUAUUAAAGGAGGUUAGGGCCUCCGUUGCUACUGCUGCUAGUUAGAAUUCGAUACAGAUUCUAACUAUAAGUUGCAUUUUAAAUCAGACUAUCAUCGUUAUAAUCUAAAACGUAAAAUGCUUGACCUACCUCCUGCUACUUACGAAGAAUUUUAGAGAUAAUUUUUGAGUUCAGGUCAAAAAUCAUAAAGCACUUCAGUCACUGAUUGCUUAAAAUGCAUGAUUUGCAAAAAAGAAUUCGGUUCUCAUCAAACUUACAAGUAACAUUUGUAAAGCAGAAAGCACCAAGAAAAUGCUCUUAAUUAUAAAAUUGAAGAUAAGGAAAUACAUUUAGAUUUUAUUUAAAAUGAGCAAAAACGCACAACUCUUGAUGAUGUUUCAAUCUGCUUAUAUUGUGAUAAGACUAAUGACGAUUUAAAUGAAAAUAUAAAGCAUAUGGAAAGAGUUCAUGGAUUCUUUAUCUGUGAGGAAAAAUAUAUCAAAGACCUCUAAGGACUUGUUUUGUUUUUAGCUAAGCAAAUUAAUGAAAAGUUAUUAUGUCCUUAUUGUGAAAAUAAAAACACCAAAGGUUUUGUAGAUGCAGAAGGAGUCAAAAAGCACAUGGUCUAAAAGGGACACUGCUUUAUGAAUAAUGAAUAGUUUUUCGAUUUGUACUGCGAAUUUUACGAUUUUACUCUUGCUAUUGAAGAAGCUCUAAAAAAUAAAUUUAAAAAUGUCGAAAGGAUAGUCGAAGUAUCAGAGACUGAAGAUGAAAGUGAUUUAAGCUCAACCCCAGAAAAGAUUAUGGGAGAAAAUUAGCAACAAGAGUAGCCUCACUCUGAAUCUAAUUAUGAAAUUAUCUCUUAAGAAAGUGAUUAAAAAUUAAUGGAAAUGAUUAGAGAACUAUCAAUAAAUGAUGACGAUUUAACCGAAGAAUAAAAAUAAAUUAAAUAGAAAGCUUAGGAACUAUAUCUUAAAUAUAAGCAAUGCUAACAAGAAACAAAAGCUAAAAUAAAUAGUUAUGGUGAGAUUAUUUUACCUUCUGGCAAAGUUUUAGGUCAUAGAUCUAUGGCUAAAUACUAUAACUAAUAUUAUCGUCCUAUGGCUACUUAGGAAUCCAAGAUGAAGGCCAUUCUUGGUGAAGAAGGCUACUAAGAACAUAAGAAUCAAUUAAUGAAAUUAGAAGAACAAAAACUCUUUGCUAAAUAGCAAGAAGAUAAAUACAGAAGAGAAGCUUAAAAGAAAGAUUACGAUUUAAGUAAGAAAAAUAAUGCUAACCAAGUUGGUUAAGGCAUCCACUAAAAUAAAGUUCAAAAUAUGGUUAUUUAUCAAAGCAGAAUUUGA
Messenger RNA from Tetrahymena thermophila SB210, 1335 nucleotides. Its product is annotated as C2H2 type zinc-finger protein. The transcript has 6 exons. Gene Ontology annotation, cellular component: preribosome, large subunit precursor. Gene Ontology annotation, biological process: ribosomal large subunit biogenesis. Lineage: Eukaryota; Ciliophora; Oligohymenophorea; Hymenostomatida; Tetrahymenidae. The record is from RefSeq and is a predicted model, not a curated record.